AUGGCAGAGAAGGAGCAGCAACCAGGGCAUAACUCGGCAACACCAUAUAACUAUGGCCGAGCAGACGAAGAGUCACAAACCAAAGAACUUAAACGCCAGAAACGCAAGAAACUUAUUCUAUAUAUUGCUGCGUUUGCUGUGUUCCAAACCAUUGUUAUAGUCAUCUUUUCACUCACUGUCAUGAAGGUCAAAACUCCCAAGUUCCGCGUACGUGAUGCCUCAUUCGAGACGUUUAGUGUCACGGCUUCAUCAUUUGACAUGAGAAUGAAUGCACGACUUGGUGUCAAGAACACCAACUUCGGUCCCUACAAAUUCGACAAUAGUACCAUUACCUUCUACUACAGGGGUGCAGAAAUAGGGAAUGCUUUUGUUCCUAAGUCAACGGCUAAAUUUCAAUCCACCAAGAGGUUCAAUGUUACAAUAAACCUAUCAUCAACCAAUUUACCAACCAGUUCAGAAUUAGGAAGUGAUUUCAAUUCUGGGAUUUUGCCACUGAGCAGCACAUCAAGAUUGACCGGAAAGGUGGAGCUAAUGCUGGUGAUGAAGAAGAAGAAAGCUAUCAAUAUGAAUUGCACCAUGGAAGUUAAUAUCGCGAGCCAGAAAAUCCAGAAUUUGAAAUGCAAAUGA
Molecule: messenger RNA, 627 nt
Organism: Cornus florida
Lineage: Eukaryota; Viridiplantae; Streptophyta; Magnoliopsida; Cornales; Cornaceae
Product: late embryogenesis abundant protein At1g64065-like
Exons: 1
Coding region: 1-627 (208 amino acids)
Source: RefSeq, a predicted model, not a curated record